AUGGCUCGUGUUAUGAGUUGUUUAUUGAUUGUUGAUCCCAGUAGCGCUGCGCGACCGUGCGAGGUGACCGGGCGACCAAUAAUUGCGCCAUUUUUCGCCGUUGCGGUGUUUUUUGUAGCCGUUGGACGCAUGGCAGUACCAUCUGGAGCAAAGCAACGGUAUAAAGAAGACUGGCUGGUUGGUCAGCGAUGCGUACUGGGGCAGUGCAUUGGUUUCGAGGUAUCAGGGUGUGUGUUUUUUGUGUGGCAUGUGCAGCGAGCGAUGAGUAAUGCAAACAAUAGCGCUAUGAACCACGUUACGUUGCCCCCCAUUUCGUCAUUCGACAACCUUAUCAAGGCAGCCGAGAGGCAGUACAAUGGUGAGGCCUCGUCCGCCUCAGCCCACCCGGCCCUGCCCAACAUGAACAUCAGCAACGGUAGCGCCAGUGCGGGCGCAUCGUCGUCAAUGCUGAGCUACCAGCUGCUUCCGCACUCCAACGACGUGUCCCGAUCGAACUCCAGCUCGAGCUUUCUGCCCUCCGCGCAGCAGCCGGCGGAUGGAUCGACUUCUGCAUCCGAGACCUCUUCCUCUGCGUCUCCCUCACGCUCCAUAUCACCGCCUUUGAAGAUGGCUGCACCUUCGUCUGCCGGUGGUGCUGGUGCUGGUGCUGGUGGCAGUGCCCCCCACAGUAUCAAAAUCAACAAGCCAAGAAAGAAGAAGCAAUGCCCGAUUUGCCGCAACUUCUAUGCUAACCUGACUACACACAAGGCUACGCAUUUGACGCCGGAGGAUAGGCCCCAUAAGUGCCCCAUCUGCCACCGCGGGUUUGCUAGGAACAACGAUUUAUUAAGGCAUAAGAAGAGGCAUUGGAAGGAUGAAAUACUGUCCCAGUCAGGAGCGCUAUCGAGCCCUGCCAAUGAUGUCACGGGCGGGUCUGUUUCGCCCACCGAUGAUGAUACCCAUGAAAAGAUGACACCGAUGAAUUCCGUCACGGAUUAUGCACAAUUGAAGUCGCUGCACCAGAUAAAGGGGACGUUCAAGUGUCCAUUCAACUCCACUUUGAUACAACUAGAUAUGGACAUGUAUCCGUACAAAUUCAAGCCUUUGAAUUUCGAGACCUCCAAUUGCCACCAAACCGGCGUGUUCUCACGUUGUGACACAUUCAAAAACCAUUUAAAGGCUUUGCAUUUCGAGUACCCACCUGGCACUAAGAAAAAGGAUAGAAACAUCGUUCCUGGUAGAUGUAAGCAUUGCGGGCUGAAAUUUGAGAAUGUGGACGUUUGGCUCAACGAACAUGUGGGGAAACAGUGCGGAUAUAAAUACCAUUAA
Saccharomyces eubayanus is the source of this 1308-nucleotide messenger RNA. RefSeq names its product Stp3p (gene STP3). Gene Ontology annotation, biological process: regulation of transcription by RNA polymerase II. Gene Ontology annotation, molecular function: DNA-binding transcription factor activity, RNA polymerase II-specific; RNA polymerase II cis-regulatory region sequence-specific DNA binding. Bases 1 to 1308 code for a protein of 435 amino acids. Lineage: Eukaryota; Fungi; Ascomycota; Saccharomycetes; Saccharomycetales; Saccharomycetaceae. The transcript has a single exon. Gene Ontology annotation, cellular component: nucleus. The record is from RefSeq and is a predicted model, not a curated record.